UGAAAAAAAAGGCGAUGGAGUGAGGUUUAGGUCAGGAUGGCGGGAGUCGGAGACAAAGGAAUCGUGAAGAAUCAAGAUAAAACAGGAAAGGAAGAUGAAGAAAAAAUCAGCACGAGAAGUCGUGGAUUAAAAAACGAAAUGCUUAAGAGAAGCACGAACCAGCCUUUGAUUGUGGACAGCUUGAGGAGGAAAACGGUGACUUUUUCCACAAACGCGAAGGACAGGAUUCGGAACGGAGGUAAGGGAGGAAAUAAGGGAGAUAAUAGUAUUGUCAAGAAGCAAGAAAAAGUACCAGAAAGUGACAGUAAAAAUAAUAAUAAAGAGGAGGAUGAAGGUGAAAUGGAUCGAAUGUACGAGAAGAUGAUGGCGUUGACGGAGCAAGUGGAGGCCCUGAUGGAGAAGAGGAAAGAAGAUGAGGUGAUGUACGAAGACUUGAUGUGCAAGAAUGAGGCUUUAAUGAACAAGGUGGAGAAAUUAGGAUAUAGAGUGGAGUGCUUGGAAAAUAAAGUGGUAGGUAUAGAAAAGAAGAUGACUGAAUAUGAAGAAGAAGUAAGAUAUUAUAAGGAAGUGGUGGUGGACCUAUUAAGCGAGAAAGUAGAGGAAGGUAGUGUAAAUGACGCAGCCAGCGAAAAGAGUGUGGCCCGCUCGUGGAGGACCAGGUUAAGUGUAAAGAGCAGCACAAGCUGCAUAAGUGGAAUUAGUUUGUCGCAGAAAGAAGUAGUAAAAAUGAAAAGGUUAGUAAGUGAGAAGGAUAGAGAUGAGCGUAGGCUCAAUAUAGUAAUAAAAGGUCUUGGAAACAUAGGUGAAAAGAUAAAGGAAGAGAUUGAGAAGUUUUUGAAGGAAAAGUUGGCAAUUGAGGCAGGACUGCAUGCAGCGUGGAGAAGUGGACAAGUCGUGGUUGGAAAAUGUACAAGUUAUGAGCAAAAGGAAAUGAUUAUGAAGAACAAGGCAAGGCUGGCUGGUACGAGGAUAUACAUAGAAAAUGACCUGUCAUUUGAGGAUAGGAAAAUUCAAGAAAAAAUAGCAAGAUGGGCCAGAGCACAAAGAGAAAAAGGAAGAGAAGUUAAAGUAGGACUAGGGAGAGUGAUGGUGGAUGAAAAAUGGAUAAGAUGGGAAAGUGUACCCGAAGAGGAGCAAGUGAGUGAGAGGCAAGUCAGAGGUAAAGAUGGACAAGAGAGCAUGGACAAGAGUUUUUGAAAGAGGCCCAGAAGAAUAAGAAGAAGGAGGUGAAGAAGAGAAAGAAAAGCAAGAAAGGAGAUGAAGAGGCAGUUGCGAGGAAGGAACAAGUAGCAAAAGAAGAGUGUAUGAAGGAAAGGAACAUUGAGGCAGGUGGUAUAAAAAUGAUGUGGUGGAACGUAGCAGGAGUAUGGAACAAGGAUGAAGAAUUUUGGAAUUAUGUGACUAGUUUUGAGUGUAUUUGCUUAGUGGAAACAUGGCUGGAAGAAAAAGUAUGGAUGGCUUGGAAGAGAAAGUUUGGACAGUGGAUUCAU
Messenger RNA from Trichogramma pretiosum, 1490 nucleotides. RefSeq lists its product as uncharacterized. Bases 37 to 1197 code for a protein of 386 amino acids. The record is from RefSeq and is a predicted model, not a curated record. The transcript has a single exon. Lineage: Eukaryota; Metazoa; Arthropoda; Insecta; Hymenoptera; Trichogrammatidae.